AUCAAUCAGCAGCCAUGUUGAAGGUGAUCCCACAGUCCCCACCACCUUUCCACUUCCUCCCGAGCUCUCGUUCUUCAGCGCUCACUAACCCUCUGUCCACGGCGGGUUUUCAACCUUUCGCUGAAACCCCUCUCUAGUCGUCCGCCAUGUUCCUUUUUCUUUUCCUUGCCUCAAAUCACCAUUUCUGCUUACUCAUGCGCUCUCUCAUCCACUCUUACUCCUCUGCUGCUCGCCCUCCUUCCGUUUGAUUUCAGCAAUGAGCGUUUGCGAAGCAGACUGUGCCGUCUCUCUCUCUCUCUCUCUUGCUCGUUCUCUUUCUCUCACAUCCACCCACCACCUUCACAAAGAUGCACAAUAAAAUGUUGCAGCAGUGAUAGCGAUACAGCUUAGCCACAACAGCAAACAGCCACGUUCAGAUGUGCAGAAACACAUUCCGGACCUGACAGCGGCAUGUUUCAUAAGGUGGGCGAGGGACAGGCAGAGAACACAAACAUGUGUGUGCCUGUGCAUCUAAAUUCAUCGCUGCUCAUGAUCUUUUUUUGGACGGGUGGGGGCAGCGGGACUCAUCUAAAAUAGCAGCAACCAGACCGCCGUUAUUUAUUCUACAUGAUGGAAAAUGUCAGUCUCUGCCUCGCGUCAGGUGCCAUUUUUGUUUUGACACCGGUGGUUGCAUUGUUGCAUCCACCUCACAUGCGAGCGCUUCUCACACGUUCGUUUCUCACUCCGUUUUUUCCGCGCUCUCUCGUUCCGGAUGCCCUUUUGCAGUGGUUAAUGAAGUUGCAGUCCUUGCUAGCACGCCGCAUCUCUUAUCCGCUGCUAAUAAUGCACAGACAGCAGUGGAGCUGCCUCGCCCGACUAUUUAUAAACUCCACAGUGGGCGAAUAGACCCUGGUGGCCAGCUAGCAAGCGUACGGAAAGAACGAGACCUAUAGCAGGGUGCAGUGGAGCAGACUGAUGCCCCCUGCCACCUCUGGACUGGGCGUCUCACGCAGAGAGGGGACUGGGACUAGGGUGAACGAAAAAGAGAGAGAGUGUGAGAGAGAGAGAGAGAGCAGGAUAGACUUAUAGGAGAGACUGCGAUCGCAGCAGAGAGCAGCAAGUGACGAGUUGAAUAAAAAAAAAAAGCUGUAACACUUUCGCCUGCAAACGAAACAUCUCGUUCCAGCCAUCAGUGGAUCACAGGAACUGUAGAGGAAGGCAUGAGCGAUGUUUUCCGCUGUCCAUCCACUGAAGCGCAUUCUCUGAUUAACUGAAAUAAAGAUGACUGUGGUCAACCCCAGCACUCUUGGUAUGGUGGACAAUUCCCACCCCCAAACUGUCCUCAGUCAUCUUAGUGAACAGCGUUCUCAAGGCCUAUUCUGUGAUGUAAUAAUCGUUGUGGAGGAUGUCAAAUUUCGCGCUCACCGCAACAUACUGGCUGCCACAAGUGGAUAUUUUCGUAAUGCUUUCAAAACGCCUGAUGUCUACACAUCCAACCAGGUGCUGGAGUUAAAAGACUUAAAAUCUGAGGUCUUUGCUAGCAUUCUAAACUUUAUCUACAAUGCCAGAGUGGAGUCAAGUAGUAUGGAGGACAACAGGUCUCUGGUGGCAGCUGGAAAGCGUUUAGGAAUUCCCUUUCUGGAGAAAUUGCUUGACUUUGAAAGGCAGAGCUCUGGCAUCUUGCAAGGUCAAGCCUCUGCAAGCUGCGGAAGAUCAAACGGUCAGUCAAAGUUGGCUGACACAUGCACACUGAAAAAAGAGACACUCAAGCCUGAGGAGUUAGACUGCUCCAAGGGCCCGAGGAUCACCAAUGCUUUCUCCAUUACUGAGGUUGGGACAGUAAACAACCCAUUCUCUACAAUGGAUCAUCGUAACAAAGUUAUUGAGGAAAGGCAUUCUCCUUCGAGCUCCCAAGAUACAAGCAUAUCACACACCGAGAGUGAGCCUGCCCAUGCUCUAACGGAGCACUCGUAUGCAGUGAGCCAGGGGCAAGAAUCUAAAGAGGUUAGCCAGGAGAACGAUAUCGGAAAAAUCGUGCCGGCCGUUCCCCCAGCUAAGCCCGUGGUUAACAAUAGACUUGGACCUAUAAAGAAGCGUCGUAUACAUGGUAACGGUAUUCCGUCUCUCUCAAUUGAGCCAGGUGCAACAAUGCCCACUAUUACUGGCACAUCUGCUGUGAAAAAUGCUAUAUCUUCCUCCCAGUUAUCCUCAGAUGCAGCACCAGUGAUACAUUCCAGCCUUGAUCUCUUGCCACCACUUGACGUUACACCCUCUCAGGAUGCAGAGCCACCCUGCCUCAGUCCUCAGAAUACACCCAGUGUCCCUGUCUUCUGCUGCCAGCAAUGCCCUGAAACCUUUAAUGACUCUGCACUUCUCGCCAUCCACAUGCAAGCACACAAAAGAUUUGUCAGUCAUUUGUUUUGCAAGUACUGCCAUAAAAAGUUUAUGCAUCUGAAAAGAUUGCGCAAUCAUGAGCAGGUUUGUGUGAAAUCUCUAAAAGGUCCAUUUGAGUUAGAGACAAAUAAUAAAGACUCUUUGAGAGUCCCAGUCUCUAAUGGUACAUCUAAUGAAAACACAACGCGACACUCUUCACCUCCACUAGAUCUCCAUAUCCCUUUAAGUUUAGAGCCCACAUUGACUAGUCCCCCUGAGCUGUCUCAGGAUCAAGUUAAUGGGACCUUAAAAACAAGUAGCACUUCAAGGACAUAUAAAUGUUCUGUAUGCAAACGGGCUUAUGUGACCAUUUCCAGCCUAAAAAGACAUGAGAAUGUACACUCAUGGCAUAGAGCCUAUCCUUGUCACUACUGCAACAAAGUUUUUGCUCUGGCUGAGUACCGCACAAAGCAUGAGAUUUGGCAUACUGGGGAACGCCGGUACCAGUGCAUCUUUUGCUUGGAGACCUUCUUGACUUAUUACAUCCUCAAGAAUCACCAGAAGUCUUUUCAUGGCAUCGACCCACAGCUGGCUGUCAAUAAAAAGUCCGCAAAUGGUGGAUUCAAGGGUAGUGUCUACCCCAUAAAGCUCUACAGGCUUCUCCCAAUGAAGUUUAGAAAGAAACGGUAUAAGUCAUACAGUCAGACAUACUCUGAGGGGUUCGAGGGCAAUGAUGAUUCCUACAGUGAACCACUGGGCAGCUGUUCCCCCCCUACUCUUUUUGACAGUGCUGUACCUACAACUAAUUCAGAUGUUGUUAAUGGUCAGUCAUUAUUUUCAAUGCCAGUGACAUUCAUGGCCACUCCAAAAAUAAUGGCAUCAGAAACUCCUCGCAUCAGCUUUGACAAACCGUGUGACCAAAACAUGGGAUUUCCUAUGUCAUCUGAGAUAGAUCAUCCUUCAAAACACCGUUCUACUGAUUUCAAGAAACAGCCUGGAUUUGAUGGGAAAGGGUCCCCGCUCUUCAGCCACAGAUUUACAGAUUCUUCACAAGAGAAAAACACAGGGACCUCUCUCAUUUCAAAUGGAAUUGACAGAGAUUCUUCAACAGAGAAAAACGUAGAAAACAGCACAGACAUACUUCCAUUCCUCGACAUACCAUCUGUCUGCUCCUUCGAAGGGUUGAGCAGGCUGAGUGAACUGUCAGCAGCAGCACAAACCAUCGAGGACAUGGCUAAUCAGCUGCUACAAGCAAGACCCGAGAGCAUAACCCCGGAUCAGCCACCUAGUGGAAAGACAGAAACGUACAUUGCUAAGCCUGCAUGUCCAGGCCCAUCCGUUGACAACCAAGUCCUUCCCCUCUGCCAAAUAACUGUGAAGAUCGGCAACGAGGCAAUUGUUCGACGAAAAAUAAAAGGCUCAAAGCUAUUUCCUAAAAGGAGAAAAAGGAAAAGCUGGAGACAAGAGGGCAUAGGUCAAAAUAGCCCUGCAGAGGAGAGUAUUGGAAGUCCAAGUCUGCGACUGAGAACAGAAGUCACGACAUCAGUCACAAAAAAUGUAUCAUAUGAUGACCCAAACGAUCCUGAAACCGACAAACUAUGGCGACCCUAUUACUCAUAUAAACCUAAAAAGAGGAGUAAGAAACUGAAACGCAAACGAACAAGGAUGAAACAUGUGAGAUGCUACACAAGACCAUUGUCACCUGAAGCUAACGAAGUCUUCAGAGAGACACCGUUCUGUCCAGAUGAGAGGAUCUCAGCUGACAACUAUGGGGUCAGGAGGGAGCCAAGCUUUAGCAGCCAAAAGGAAGCUUUCUCCUGCCACAGCUGCGAGAGCUCUUUCUACAGCCAGACCUCCCUCAGCAUGCACAUCAUCAGCUGCCAUCAGCCACGCUGCAGAAUAUGUGGUAAACAAAGUCCCCCUGAAUGCAGCACAGCUGGGCCCACUGCAGAUGAUAGUGGUGACUUUAUCUGCAAGAGCUGCACUGAGGAUGGCUCCUGUUUCAGCUCGGAUGUGGCGUCCCACAGUCUGAGCAUGGAAAAACGUUACAGAUGUUCUUACUGCCCACAGCGGUUCCUUUACCUUGCCACUAAGAAAAGUCACGAGAAAAAACACCUAGAAAAGUCCGAUAAAGGACACAACUGCAGAUAUUGCUCAAAGGUAUGUAAAUCAGCAGUGCUGUUGAGUGUGCACGAGAGCAAGCACUUCAAGUCAGAAGAUGGAGAAGAUCCAGACAGGACAUGUAAAAUAACCAGUUCCUUUUCUAAUGAGCGGAUCAAACCCGAGCCUUGGGAAAGCAUGUAUACCUGCUCCGAGAUCAAGCCAAAGAUGGGGGAACCUAUGGACAUAGAGUCUGAGGGGAAUUAUCCUACAAUCACCAGUGUCUACAAGAAAACGUCUUUGUCAUUUCCUUAUGCAGCAGAUGGCAGGCCUUUCACUCCCCGUCCUUCAGAGAUAAAGAGGAAGAAGUCCAAGAAAAAAAUCAUUUUGGAACAUUCUAAACGAUUUGGAUUUGAGGGGCACACACAGGACUCUGUGACAUGGGGCCAACAUGAUUGACCUGCCAACACAGGUACAACCAAGUAAAGUGCUGACUCAGUCCAAUCUGUCAUCCAAGAAUACUGUAACCAAAGGAACUUCCCAACAGCCUACAGUUGCUCAUGUCAGAGCGACAUUUCUGUAAAGAGGAACCUCGUUUUCACACCCACGACAGGAAGGAAAUGCAUCUCCUGCUGAUGUCACAUAGAAUAAUGACGUAAGUGACAAGGCAGGCUUUACAACAUUUGAAUAAUGGGGCAAAAAAAUCGCACAAGAAAGUAUGAGGAGGUUAGCGUAGUGACUUUGUCUUCAAGAGAACGUGUGAUGUACAUAUAGAGUAUUUUUGGUCGUUCACAUGAAAAACUAUUGGUAGUUUUCCAAGUUUUUUUAUGAGAAAAAAGUGGGUUUAUUUUUAUACGUUUUUAUUUGUCUAAGUCAGGUGGAUCUUACCUAUUUCAUUGCUCAUUGUGUUGUACUCUAUGCAUCAAGUAAAGUGAACGGCUAGCUGCACCUUACAGUAAAGAUAACUGCGAGUGAUUGUACUUUUAUUGUAACAUAACAACGUUACCACCAUUUCAGUCUAUUUUUUGCACACCAAUGCAUUAAUAACUCCGCUGAUAAAUGCUAAAAAAUUAUUUUCCUGAAUAUACCAAAAGUUUUACCUUUCAUUUAUAAAACUGUUUAAUUUUGUCCAAUACUCACAACAAAUCAUUAAAUAAAAAAAAAUAACACGUAA
Molecule: messenger RNA, 5626 nt
Organism: Pimephales promelas (fathead minnow)
Lineage: Eukaryota; Metazoa; Chordata; Actinopteri; Cypriniformes; Leuciscidae
Gene: zbtb38
Product: zinc finger and BTB domain containing 38
Biological process (GO): regulation of transcription by RNA polymerase II
Cellular component (GO): nucleus
Molecular function (GO): protein binding; DNA-binding transcription factor activity, RNA polymerase II-specific
Source: RefSeq, a predicted model, not a curated record